AUGGCACUUCACCAGAGAACACACACAGGAGAGAAGUCUUACUCCUGCUCUGACUGUGGGAAGGGUUUCUCUCAGCAGGGAAGCUUGAAAUCACACCAAAGGAUACACACAGGAGAGAAGCCUUACUCCUGCUCUGACUGUGGGAAGGGUUUCUCUCGACUGGACACCUUAAAACAACAUGAACGUAUACAUACAGGAGAGAAGCCAUACUCCUGCUCUGACUGUGGGAAGGGUUUCUCUCGACUGGACACCUUAAAACAACAUGAACGUAUACAUACAGGAGAGAAGCCAUACUCCUGCUCUGACUGUGGGAAGGGUUUCUCUCAGCAGGAAAGCUUGAAAUCACACCAAAGGAUACACACAGGAGAGAAGCCUUACUCCUGCUCUGACUGUGUAAAAUGCUUCACAACAUCAACUAACCUAAGACUUCAUCAGAGAACACACACAGGAGAGAAGAUACACACAGGAGAGAAGCCUUACUCCUGCUCUGACUGUGGGAAGGGUUUCUCUCGACUGGACACCUUAAAACAACAUGAACGUAUACACACAGGAGAGAAGCCUUACUCCUGCUCUGACUGUGUAAAAUGCUUCACAACAUCAACUAACCUAAGACUUCAUCAGAGAACACACACGGGAGAGAAGUCUUACUCCUGCUCUGACUGUGGGAAGGGUUUCUCUCAGCAGGGAAGCUUGAAAUCACACCAAAGGAUACACACAGGAGAGAAGCCUUACUCCUGCUCUGACUGUGGGAAGGGUUUCUCUCGACUGGACACCUUAAAACAACAUGAACGUAUACAUACAGGAGAGAAGCCUUAUUCCUGCUCUGACUGUGGGAAGGGUUUCUCUCGACUGGACACCUUAAAACAACAUGAACGUAUACAUACAGGAGAGAAGCCAUACUCCUGCUCUGACUGUGGGAAGGGUUUCUCUCAGCAGGAAAGCUUGAAAUCACACCAAAGGAUACACACAGGAGAGAAGCCUUACUCCUGCUCUGACUGUGGGUCAAGUUUCUCUCGACUGGGCACCUUAAAACAACAUGAACGUAUACAUACAGGAGAUAAGCCAUACUCCUGCUCUGACUGUGGGAAGGGUUUCUCUCGGCAGGAAAGCUUGAAAUCACACCAACGGAUACACACAGGAGAGAAGCCAUACUCCUGCUCUGACUGUGGGAAAUACUUCACAACAUCAACUGAGCUAAAAGUUCAUCAGAGAACACACACAGGAGAGAAGCCUUACUCCUGCUCUGAAUGUGGGAAGAGUUUCCCUCAACUGGGCCACUUAAAAAAACAUGAACGUAUACAUACAGGAGAGAAGCCUUACUCCUGCUCUGACUGUGUAAAAUGCUUCACGACAUCAACUGAGCUAAGACUUCAUCAGAGAACACACACAGGAGAGAAGCCUUACUCCUGCUCUGACUGUGGGAAGAGUUUCUCUCGACUGGGCCCUUUUAAAAUACAUGAACGUAUACAUACAGGAGAGAAGCCAUACUCCUGCUCUCACUGUGGGAAGGGUUUCUCACAACUGGACAACUUAAAACGACAUGAACAUAUACACACAGGAGAGAAGCCUUACUCCUGUUCUGACUGUGGGAAGAGUUUCUCUCGACUGGGUCCCUUAAAAAUACAUGAACAUAUACACACAGGAGAGAAGCUUUACUCCUGUUCUCACUGUGUAAAAUGCUUCACAACAUCAACUAAGCUAAGACUUCAUCAAGAACACACAGGAGAGAAGCCUUACUCCUGCUCUGACUGUGUAAAAUGCUUCACAACAUCAACUGAGCUAAGACUUCAUCAGAGA
Molecule: messenger RNA, 1797 nt
Organism: Coregonus clupeaformis (lake whitefish)
Lineage: Eukaryota; Metazoa; Chordata; Actinopteri; Salmoniformes; Salmonidae
Product: oocyte zinc finger protein XlCOF7.1-like
Biological process (GO): regulation of transcription by RNA polymerase II
Molecular function (GO): DNA-binding transcription factor activity; RNA polymerase II cis-regulatory region sequence-specific DNA binding
Source: RefSeq, a predicted model, not a curated record